AUGGGCAAGAUUAUCUUCUAUGAGAACAAGAACUUCUUGGGGUGCCACUACGAGUGUUGCGACGACUGUGCGGACCUGCUGCGUCUCCUCAAACACUGCAACUCCAUCAAGGUGGAGAGCGGCUGCUUCAUGAUCUACGAAAAGUCCAACUACAGUGGAAACCAGUACUGCCUGAGCAGAGGAGAGUACCCUGACUGUCACCUCUGGAUGGGGACCGACUUCUGCGUCUGCUCCUGUCGCUUCAUCCCCACGAAGCCUGGGACGUUCAACAUGCGCCUGUAUGAGCGGAUUGAAUUUGGAGGUCAGAUGAUGCCCCUGAUGGACGACUGUCCCAGCGUCAUGGACCGCUUUCACACGAACAACAUCUUCUCCUGCACCGUGACCGAUGGCAACUGGCUCUUCUACGAGCACCCAAACUAUCGCGGCAGGAUGUACCUGAUAACGCCUGGAGAGUACACGAGGUUCAGUGAGUGGGGCGGCAGGAACGCCCGGGUCGGCUCCAUCAGACGCAUCCUGGACUCUUGAUCUGCUCUGUAAGAUCCCAGAGCUGCAUGGAGGCUUUGGAUAGCCUUCUCAGAUGCUCAGAUGAUGACUUAAAGACUACAAAAAAUACUGUACGUGAUGCUCAGUUUGAGUAUACUUGGUCAUUUUUCUUCAAGGAUUAAACAAAAUCCUUAAAAGCUUUUCAAUAGUAAUCAGAAUUCGAAUGGUUUAUUCCGGACCUUUUGGAGCUAUUGUUGAUCAAAAACUUACCACUCUAAUAAAGCAACUGCAAAAUGGAGUCUCCACAGACAUUAAAAACACAGCAAAAAUGUGCAUACUGUAACCGUCAAGGUUAUUGUACAACUGCAUGAUUAUAUCUGAUCUAUGACGAGUAAAUGAUAUGUGUAAACACAACGUUUUUAAAAGUAAAAACAUCUUCUACCUCACAAUUCAUGUUGGCUCAUGUCCGUUCCAGAUAAAAAAA
Messenger RNA from Centropristis striata (black sea bass), 967 nucleotides. Its product is annotated as gamma-crystallin S-1-like. NCBI's taxonomy places the organism in Eukaryota, Metazoa, Chordata, Actinopteri, Perciformes, Serranidae. Gene Ontology annotation, molecular function: structural constituent of eye lens. The transcript is spliced from 3 exons. The record is from RefSeq and is a predicted model, not a curated record. Gene Ontology annotation, biological process: lens development in camera-type eye; visual perception. The coding region runs from base 1 to 525 and encodes 174 amino acids.